Gregarina niphandrodes is the source of this 2022-nucleotide messenger RNA. RefSeq lists its product as hypothetical. The record is from RefSeq and is a predicted model, not a curated record. Lineage: Eukaryota; Apicomplexa; Conoidasida; Eugregarinorida; Gregarinidae. The transcript is spliced from 3 exons. The coding region runs from base 1 to 2022 and encodes 673 amino acids.
AUGAGUAUCGUAAAUGAUGAUCGGAGUUUUCUCUUGACUAAGAUUACUAUUCAGACCAACCAGGCGGAACCUUGUACGGAAAAUUGCUACGUUAGUGUUGUUUACGAGAACGUGAAAAUUAUCAUUGAGAUUUGCGGCAUCGAACAGCCCGGCAUCUGUCAUCGCUUUACGUAUGAUCUAAACCAAUAUAAUGACCUGAAGGACCGGCAUGGCUUGAACGUUAGCAUGGCAGAGUUUCCUGGCUAUCUGGAACAAGUUUUAAGACUGACCAACGUUGAUCGCGAACGCUCCAUGGAACGCUCGACCGUAGACCGUUCCGUGGGUGACCAGGCAGUUGACACGAUGUGUUCGGAACGGAAGGACGCCACAUGGUACUCUCUAAAACUAAUUAGCAACUCUGUCGGCACUUCUGUCGGCACUUCGGUCGGAGCUGCUACUCACAGCUCAAAUGGUAUUGGGUCUCACAAUCCCUCCAUGAUCACCCUGUUGAUAACGGAGCAUCGACUCCAUCGCAAUCUUCCUUUCUUGUCUCUGGAGAGCGAUGUGCUAUCUAGCGCUGCUAGCUUGCCACUCUGGCUGUCUAUGGAAUGCGUCAGACGCUGGAGAUUCUCGGAGUGUCUCUGCAGGUGGCUAGAGAUCAAGGAUUUCCAACGAGCGCAACAAAUUCAAUAUCAUAUGGAUGAUGUCGAGCGCUUUGAAUCUACUAUCAAAAACCUCGAACUGCAACAAAAUGAGAGUCAAUCCACCAUAAAAACGCAGAUUACGAGCAUAGGAGAACUCACGAACCGAUCUAAUCAACUUGCGCAGGAAAAAGAUGUCCUUAGCGAUCAAUUAAAAAUUGCAGACACGCGUGUGCUAAAUACUCAAAAUGAAUUAGACAACUUGAAAUGCAAGUUUGACAAGCUGCUGGCGACUUCGGAGGCGUCAGAUAAAAGUAAGGCGUAUGAGAUCGAUUCCCUGAGGCAAGAGAUCGCGACUCAGAGAAGGGAAUUGGACAUAAACAGCGCAAGAUUUGCUAAGUCAUCUGAAAUGGAAACGGAGCUAAUCUCCAUCCGUGGCAGGAUGGAGGUCAUGAGAGCUGACUAUCAAAGGCUCCAACUUCUGGAGCAAGAGAAUGGAGCACGUAUCGCUCGGGACACUGAACAGAUUUCUGAGCUUCAGGGUCAGUGCGACCGUCUCCGAGAAUUGGUUGCCACAGCCGAGCAACGGAAUGAGGAGUUACAAGAGAGCGAGAAGAAUGUGAAGAUCCUGCAACAGCAGAGCGCUGACCAGAGCCGAGAAAUCGUAAAGCUGAGAGAUCAGAAUACCCAGCUACUCGCACAAGUCGAUAACCUCAAAUUGGAAAUGCGAAAGCUCAAUCUGCACGUGGCCAAACGGUUAUUGCAGAACACCAGCAUCAUUAACAAGAGCGACGAGCCUCCGCCACGCCAGUUCAUGGCAGAAGACGACGCCGACAAUGACUAUGACGCCGCGGACGAAAGCUCGUCCUCUGGACCGACCCCGGACAUUCCUGGCCGCAGAAGUGUUGGCCGAUUCGGUGCAGACCACCCACGAGGGACUCGCCUGGACGGUCGCCAAGACGCCGGUCGCCAGGUAAGUAAGAAAGCAGUGGAUAGACCCGAGGUUGCGCUGAAUCCCACUAGUUCAGUGUUGACUGUGGGAGUCUACGGUAGCGACCCACGUUUAACCGGUUACGACUCUUACACACAGCCAGAGUCUUACACACAGCCGGAGUCUUACGCUCAACCAGACACAAGCGACAUGGCCGAGUUACGCAGCGACUCCAACGCGUUGCGUUACGAUGAGAGCGCGUUGGAGCCAGGGGAUGCACGCACAGAGGCGCGUAAGAAAAAAAUCGAGAACAGCGACGAGGACUACAUUUGCUCUGACGAAGACAGUGAGCCGACGUUUAUCGACUCUCGCUGGAAACGCCACUCGAAUGUGGUCGAUGGCCAUCCUAACCUAGCGGAUGGCCCAAAUCUAGUCGACGGUCACAGAGACAUGGAGAGAACUACCGCCUGA